Messenger RNA from Octopus bimaculoides (California two-spot octopus), 3568 nucleotides. RefSeq lists its product as uncharacterized. Lineage: Eukaryota; Metazoa; Mollusca; Cephalopoda; Octopoda; Octopodidae. The record is from RefSeq and is a predicted model, not a curated record.
UCUAAUUAAUGGUCACGCGCGCCAAAUACUAGUCCCAAAACUAAUGAACUCUUUCGGUCUCUUCUAUCGUUACUAAAAUUGUUGCUGCCCCUAUGAAAUUGUAAGCUUUGUAUCAAACUCAUCCACCAUAUUUCCUCAAAUCAUAAUUACUGUUCAACUAAGCAUACCAUUAAAUCCUGCUUCCUCAAAACUUCAAAUACCUGGAACUCCCUACCAGUUCACACAUUCCCUAUCAGCAUAAACAAUCAAAAGUUCAAAUUAAGCAUCAGCUGCAUCGAACUCAACCACUUUGGGUAGCUGAAAAUGUUAUAAUGACUGUUCCUCUUCAUUUGAGACGAUAUUAAAACUUGUUUAUUACAACUAAUUACUAGUAUCAAUACGGGAGAGAAGAAACGCCAACUCGAUUGCUGUAGAAUUUGACCCCAAAAUAUAAGUGGUGGAAACUAAAUACCGUAUAAUCCUUUUUGUCGCUUCACUGCUUUUUUAAUUUUUUAUCUUAUCGGUUAUUGUACUAAGUAACCAUAACUAAUCUACCAGAUAUCCUGUCCGCCCUUGCAAACGCGUUAUCUGUCAUAUCACUUUUAUUUUCUGUUUAUCCACAACUAUCCCAACAUAUGAAAUUAGCCAAGUUAAUAUUUAAUUCAAUGAACAUUAAACAGCUAAUUAUAAAUAAGUAUAACAAAAGAAAAAAUAUUAGUCGGUGAUUAAUAUAUUUUAAUUAUUCCAGCACGUACGAGAGACAACUCCAGACAUGUUUCGGUAUUAUUACGACUUCAUCGGCGGAGCAUAAACUUAAAAGUACUUGGCAAAGUAAUGAUAGAAGAAUCACUAAGGAUACAUCGGAAAAUGAAAACUCUGUUAUACAAAAUAAACAGCCAAAAGCGAUAUGGCCACGGCUGAAAUGCCUUUUAUCACAAGAUUAUAAAUGAAUUGUUUAAAAAAUACUGAACCUUAUGUUAGCCGAUAAAAUAAUCCUUUCUUUAUUGGCCACAUAAGAUAAUAAGAUAAGUUAAUAACCAUUUCUAUUACUGACACAAGUCCUGAACUUUGAUUGGAGGGAGACAGUUGAUUAUUUCGACUCCAGUGCUCAACUGGUACUUAUUUUAUCGACUCCGAAGGACGGAAGGCAAAGUCGACGUCGGUGGAACAUAAAGACGGACGAAAUACUUCUAUGCAGUUGUCUGACGUGCUAGCAAUUCUGCCAGCUCACCACCUUAAGAUAAGUUAAUGAUAAACCAAAACAUGCCCGCACUUGUGCUAAGCAAUUGUCGAAAACAUUACAAUAAUAUUGUUAAGAUUAAUAUUAACCGUUUCUUCUGCGUAAAUAUUUCUAGUUUUAUAGUUGAUUUGUGAAUGUUCUUUGUGUGAAAUAUAUUAACACUCCGAGUUUUUAUGGAAGUAAUUCGAAAUAUAUGAACAGAUUUAGAGCAGAAAGUUAUUUAAAAAUAUGUUAUUUCUACACUGAAAUAUUGCAACUGAAAACCACACAAAACAAAACGAAAGCAAAGAAAAAAGAAAAAGAAAAACAAAAAACAAACUAGAAAUGACAUUACGACACGAAGUUUCAUUAUUUUGAUCUCGAGCCAACGAGAAGAUUCUCGGCGCUAAAAACAGUUGCCUAAUUUUUAUGGAAAUUACUGUUACGUAAUUUAAAAAAUAUGAUUUACAGUUUUAGUAAAUCCAUACUAAGUGCCUGAGCCUCUUGCAAAAAAAAAAAGAAAAAAAAAAGAAAACAUAUUUUAAAAAUGUCCAUACACAUAAAUACGAUCAAUAAAACGUUAUACCUGGUUUCUAUGGAAAUACCAGUCUGGAGUAACAAUUGAUGCAUACGUUCUCUUAUAACAUAUGCAAUUAUAUUUCAGUGAAACCGAGAACGACAGGAAGAAAUUGUAUCAAGAAAAUAACCUUUGGAAUUUAGAUGUGAUGAGGAAUUUACAUUAAAUUUCUUAAGCAACAACGAUAUCAGCAAAAGAUAAAAAAAGGGGGGUGGAAACAAAAAAGAAAAAAGUAAGUGGUAAGAAGCUCAUUUCUGAGGAUCAUAGCUUCACUUCCUUAGUCAUCUUCCUUUUCACUCUUUGCCCAUCUUUCUUCCUCUUAUUUACUUUUCCUUUCGAGUGCUUCUUCUCUAAUCAAAUAUAUUUUCCUAUGAUACCUUACAUUGGCAAAGGUUAUUUGAUUUGAGGGAGCGAAAUUAGUUACAUACAUAAAUAUAUAUAUAUAAGUGGAUGUAAAAGCAAAGAAAAUAGAAUUUUUUAAAAGAAAUAUUUCUGAGAAAAGAAUUUCAUGAAUGAACUUUCCUGAGCAUUUUCUAAUCGGAUUUGUCUAUCACUCCAAUAAUUUCUCCAAUAAGAAUAUCCAUCAUAUAUAUCGCGAAACGAUUUCUUGUGAACGAAGUCGUUGAAUGUGAAAUCCAUAAACAGAAUUGGAUCGCAACAAAAACAUUUCGAAACUAUAUACCUCGUUUUUGAAAUUACUGUGUUCCCUUUUAUUGCUAGAAUGUACCAAGAAAGGAGAAUGGAGAGAUCUGUUGGAAUGAUAUUAAUCAUUCCGUUCGGAAUAUGCUUUAUACUCUUGUUUUUAGUCUGUUGUUUUGCCGACGAAAUGAAAAAGAUGUGUAUCCUACCAUCACAGAUUCCGUUGUCAUACCGCAAUACCUCUCCUACCUUCAACACAACACGUCGCCAAGAAGCAGCUGCCGCACACCAGAACCGCAUUGAUCCUGAAGAUGUCGAAGAACAAGGAUUUGUUGUAGAACAGAAUGAAACUGAACAACUGAUAUCCGAAGAACUGCCGAUAGAUUUGGUAGUCCACGGCAAUUACAACAACGGUAGCAAUAGAACUGACAAUAACAGCAACAGCAUCAACAGCAGCUGUCAUCAACAACCGACAGACUUUUGUUGUAGUAACAACAGUUCUGAACAGUAUAUCAGUUAUAAUAACACUGGCCUACGUUUUGGCGAUGGCGGUGAGGAGGCAGAAACUUCUUUGAUUCCGGCAGUCAUAAGGCAGAGCAGUCUACAGCGGAAUCAAGUACAUACAUCUUUUUCAGACAUAUGCAACCAGGAUAUGAUAACUUCUGAUCUCAUCUCUUCUCGUUCUGUCGCUGCUGUUAACGCCUCUUCCACUUCCAGCAUCAGUACUAUCACCAACGAGGCCACAGCCAGUGCCGCUGCUGCGCCUCCUCCGCCUAAACCCCAGCCGAACUCCCACCAAGUAGAAGUUACAGUUUGUGUAAACAACCACUUUCAGCCGACAGACAGUUAGUUACAACGAACAAUGUAAAUUUGAUACCACAUCAUCAUUAUUUAAACGAAUCCAUUUAUCAUUCUACGCAUAACUGACGUCAUUCCGUAAUCAGAGCGCCAUAAUAUACCUAAUAUGGAAUCACAGCCUAAUCAACAACAGUUAUACAAUGAUGACCCCUCCUUAUACGUCUGAGUUAUCUAAAAAACUCAUUAUUAUUAUUAUUAUUAUUAUUAUUAUUAUUAUUAUUAUUAUUAUUAUUGUUAUUAUUAUUUAGAUGAUGAUGUUGAUGGUGAUGAUGACAAUAAGACAAAAAUACAAAAAC